AUGGCGACAGACAGUAAACCAUUCGGGCUCAUCAUUUUUCUAGUUCUUGGUUUAACCCGAGGAACAAGUUUAAAUCUGAACAAAAACAGCAAAUGUAAAAUGUUAGCUGAUAAAAAAAGUAAAGCUUUGAUUUAUUUAUUAGAACCAGUUACUCAACUUCGAGCUAGAACUAUCUGUAAUCAUGUUCAAGUUACUUGGUACCCACCUUCCAAUCAGCGCAGAUCCAGUAAAGGCGAUCCCAAGUGGAGUACUGCCUGUAAUUAUGGUAAUCGGUCAACUACUUAUGCUUGCACUAUUCCAAUCAAUCGAAAAUGGAAUGAUGCAACAUUCAAGUUCAAGAUUGAGGCUCUUGCUAACAACAAGCUUAAUUCAAUCAGCGAAGUUUAUAUAUUAUUUUCAGCUAUGAAAUUUACACCAAAAGCUCCAAGGAAUUGCCAUACCGACAUCAUCUACAAUAAACAAAAGUUGUUAUUGUGGUGCGAAGAACAUGACACUUGCUUUGAUGGAGUGGAACAUCAAUAUAUAUUUCACAUUAACGAAAAAUUUUCCAGCGAUCAAUAUAGACAGUAUAAAGUGAAGAAAGAAAUAAUGAAGGAGUUAACUUUUGCGGAAAUUGGGUGCUCCAAGGAUUGCUAUGGGACGUUUAUUUGGUACAUUCAGAGUGAAAUAUACGGCGAACUAAGUAGUAAUAGCAGCAUCUUUAGUUUUGAAAUAAAAAAUGCUGGUAUAACUGCAUUAACAGCAGCCACAACGUCAUCCCAAGAUAUAACGCCAUCUAUUGUUAAUACAACUACUGUAACAAGUUCAAAUAUUGUCCAUACCACUAAUUCGAUUAGCCCUACAGGUCCAUCUGUUAGCAAUAAUACGCCUGCCAUAACUAUGAAUGAUAAUAAUCAAUGCCCUAUCGAAAGAACAUCAUCUACAGUAACCAAUAUAACCGCUACCAUUGCAUGCAGCCGCUUGUCGAUUAAUUGGCACCCACCAAAAAUCGAUAGAACUUACAUAAAGCUACUUGUACAAUCAGCUACUGGUACAAUUUCUACCUUUUGGAAAAUGAUUCAACAACGACACCUAGAAAGUGCUAAAGCUAAUAUCACCAGCGACAAUACAACAAUCCAAGAAUUUUAUUUAGCCACGCUAAGUAAUACAGACGAUGAGGGAGCAGGUCUAACUACUAACGAAAGUACUCUUCUACCUGAAUCUCGAUGUCCUACUACUGGUACGCCUAGAUAUGCUUCUCAAGCAACGUUAGAAUGGCAAUACAUCAGUUCACUUACUCUUAUCCUCUUAAUUAUUAUCCUCAUUGCCUUAUUUUUAAAGAAAAAUUACAGAAAUACAAAGAGCUCAAAUGAAAAUGUUACUAGUUCUGCAUCACAUAUGAUUGAGAGAGAUUUGCCUCCAUUACCUGAUUCGAUCUCAUCAGAUAUAGAAAGAAAUUCAGAUUCUACUUCAAAUCAUCCCGAACCAGUUACGUAUGAGCCCAUUUAUGAUGGCAUUCUAUGCCUUACUUGA
Trichoplax adhaerens is the source of this 1512-nucleotide messenger RNA. RefSeq lists its product as uncharacterized. The record is from RefSeq and is a predicted model, not a curated record. The transcript has 11 exons. Bases 1 to 1512 code for a protein of 503 amino acids. Lineage: Eukaryota; Metazoa; Placozoa; Uniplacotomia; Trichoplacea; Trichoplacidae.